Molecule: messenger RNA, 4050 nt
Organism: Lizanozyma spartinae
Lineage: Eukaryota; Fungi; Ascomycota; Pichiomycetes; Serinales; Debaryomycetaceae
Gene: YEL1
Product: Arf family guanine nucleotide exchange factor
Exons: 1
Coding region: 1-4050 (1349 amino acids)
Biological process (GO): regulation of ARF protein signal transduction
Molecular function (GO): guanyl-nucleotide exchange factor activity
Source: RefSeq, a predicted model, not a curated record
AUGGCCCAUACAGAAGUAAUCUCUGGUGGUGGUGGUGGCGGUAAUGAAAAUAAUAAUGAUAUUAUUGUUUCUGUGUUGACCCACCCCCUUGAAGAUUCCCAAUUAGUUUCACAAGAAAAUGGUGGGUCCAAAUCAGAACCUCAGGAAUCACUCCAUCUGGUGCUGAAUGAAGCUACUGUUAUGUCGUCUCAGGAUGAUAUAGAUACCAGCGAAGGCACAGCCAAUUCCAUUCAUGAACCUACCCCCACCAAUAACAAAGGUGAUUCAUCAACAUUAAUGGAUCAACAACAACAGUCAACCCCUCCAGAAUUUCUGACUCCUCCAAAGAGAAAGACUACUAACUUAUCUACUCAAGCCCCAACAACACCUCAGGAGUAUAUUCAAACAUUUCACCAUAACUCGUCGUCACAUUCACAUGCUGGAUCCCGUAACAGCUCAUUAAUGGAAUACUUUUUAGAAGCUCCAUCGCCUGCUAACUCAGAAGCUUCCACCGUUAGGUAUCCUGAAAUCGCCCGAAAGUUAUUCAACGAAGAGUUUGUGUCGAUCCAACCGGAAGAAUAUACUCAGUUCAUUGCUGCCAAUGAUGAAGAAUCAUCUAUCAUUAGAAUGCAUUACAUGGACCUUUUCAAAUGGAAUUCGAACUUGUUAAAAUCAACAAGAACUCUUUGUUCCAAGUUAUAUUUAAAAGGGGAGUCCCAAGAAAUUGAUAGAAUCCUUUCAAGUUUCACCAAAUCGUACUUGAAACAACAUCCCAAAAACGUCUUUCAAACUCAAGACUUUGAAAAGAUUUACAUUGUCAUUUAUAGCUUGAUCUUAUUGAACACGACGUUGCACAACUCCGAAGUCACCAAGAAGUCAAAAAUCAGUCAAGCAGAUUACAUUAGAAACACCUUCUCAACGUUUCUACAACAGAAUUCCAAAUCUUCCAAACCCUUGGACUUGAAACAAAGAAUCAUGAUUGAAGGUGAGUUGUCCAAGUACUAUGAAUCGUUGGCCAAGAAUGAAUUGCAUUUGAAACGAGAAUCUAAACGCAAUAAACAAUUCAGAAACUCAAUGAUAUCUUCCCACAGUAGUAGUCAUGAGUAUAGAUCUUCAAAUGGUGCAGGCUCUUCUUCCGGUACGACUUCUACCUCUACUACUAAGAACAAACCUCAUCCACCUUUACCUGCGUCACCUACCACCAGAAUGACGCCUGCAAGUACCAGAAAGGCACACAACCAACAACAACAGCUGCAGUUGCAGAUGCUCGAUACCCCAGAUGGAACUCAUCAACACGUGAUCCCUGGUACUUUCCCAGACCCACCUAAGGAGUCAUGGAAUGCUUCUCCGAAUAAUGAUAGUUCUGAAACUAUUGGCAACACAAAUAGCCAUGAAAUCGAAAAGGUUUCACUGAAUGGUAACGGAGGAAGUGAUUCUACUACAGUACCAGAAGAAUUGGACGAUCAAUUAGAACAGCAGUAUCAAGAUGAUGGUCCGCUUCACUCUUCGAACGCUAUUCCACCCAACCUCAUUUCAAGACAAAUGUCCGCCUCUUCGGCGUGGUCCAGUGAAUCAGGUCCAAGACGGCCAUCAUUGCAAAUGAAUAGAUGCGCUUCAAAUCAAUCACAGGUCUCUCACAUGACUUCUGUUUCUCAUAAACCACGCAAUAAGCGGGUUGGGUUUACCAGAGCAUUAAUCUCAGACCAGAACAGUCUUUAUCGUAAUGGCAAUGGGUCCCGUGUAUCCACUGCGGCCAGCUCUAUUCGUACAGCAAGAGCUUGUCUGGUUGAUAAUCGCUCCCAACAGAAUAAUAUCAACAUCAAUGAAAUCAUAUUGAACUCUGGUAAUGGACACCACCGUCGUCGAAGCUCUCAAUCCUCCAACCAUGGAACACAUGGAAACUCGCAACCUAAUGGCGUUGUUUCAACUGCUACUCAUUCGGUUCAAGGUGUGUUGAACAAACGUGUUUCUCGUGCCAGCAUAGUUUCCAAUGAAUCACUGGUGUCAUAUAAUGACGAUACUUUAUCAAUGAUCUCAUUGGACACUGCUGACAUCAAUUUAGGUAAUCAAUUUGAACCUGAACAAAACAUCGAAGAAUUUAAUGUCGAUGACUAUCAAGAUUAUUAUGACUUGACAUUAGAAUUACAAGGUGCACCUUAUUUGAAGGAAGGUUUAAUGAAGUUGAAAGUGAUCAACAAUGACCACGAUGAUAAUAGUAGUUUGGGUGACGGUUUGAGUUCUUCUGUUGAGCUGACCAAUGGAAGUGUUUCAUCAUCAGCAAGCAGUGGACGAUUCUUUUCCUUCUUUAAGAAGAGUGGAGCCAAAAGUGGCGAAAUUAAUGCUUCUUCUGAAAACUUGGGUCUACUUCCUACAAAAUUCACUGAACAGUUUGUUGUUGUUUCGAAAGGUCAGCUUUCAUUAUAUUCCUUUGAUCCUAAGAUCAUCAAGAAGUAUCAAAAGAACUUGAAGAAGAUCAAGAAGAAGGUGCAAUCCAAUCAUCAAAGUCGUCUUGGAGGUCGGAAAUUGUUGGAUAAUUUCAUUCUUGAUGAAGAUGUCAAUAUGGCUGAUGAAGAGAACAUUGCAGACAACAGUACAGGUGCUGUUGGAGAUGGUAAUUGGUUAAAGAAUGCCGCAAACAUUGGUGUUUACAAUUUGUGUUCCACUUUCUCUCAAGUGGAGAAAUUGGAAAACACUCAAGGAGCUGAUUCGAAUAUGGUGCUUUGGUCCCUAACAUUCCCCAAGGUAUCCAAGAAAAAGCCUAAGAAGUUUCUUUUCGAGGCUGGAACUCGUGAAAUCGCCUUAGAGUUUGUUAAUACUUGUAACUUCUGGGCAUCCAAAAUAACUGCUAUUCCUACCUUGGAAGAGAGUGUUUCUUCUAUUGAAUACGGCUGGAACGACCUUGACCGGUUAAUUCAGACUCGCGAACAAUUCAAGAGGAUUAAGACUAUUGAGAAAUGGGAGCCAACUAUCAAAGGAGUUUAUCUUUCAAAUUAUGUUGUUAGUGGACAAUCUCCAGAUAUCAAGGGAGAUCAUUUUGGUAUGAUGAAGCAAUUUGUCAAGACUUUGAGGUAUUACAACCAUUUGAAGAAGCUAUACCAUGACUUUGCUAUUUUAAGAGAACGAUUUAAUGAUAACUUCCCAAUUAAAAAGUAUAGUUGUUCUAAUUAUACUAAGAUCAUUAACAACUACAACGCAAAGAUAGUUGAGUACCGAAACGAAUUAAAAAAAUAUAAGCAUUAUUUAAUCAUUUUAGGGUUCGGUUUGCAGUUACGUUUUGACUUGGAAGAAGAGGACCGGUUACAGGAAUUGGAUCAGACAUUAAAUUCAGAAGGAUAUGAAGGUUCUGAUAAUAAAUCUGUAGCCAAGGCUGCAAACAAUAAUUCACCAACAUUAGUUGCUGAAGAUGAAGAUGACUUGACCAAAUUGGUGAAGAAGGAGAUUCAUCAAUUAUUCUCUAGUUUAAAGGACUUAGAUAAGAAGAUCCCAUCAUAUGAGUCAAGUAAAUCUUUACAGAACAUUGUUGAAUUGACUAAACUUAAGGUCCCACCACCUGAAAACUUGGAUAUCCAACCAACCAAUGAAGACGAUGUUCCCUUCCAUCUUGUUAAGUCGCCUAAAACGUUUGCGUUUUCUGAGUUUCAAGAUAUUGAAAGUCCCGUUUCUCAACUCUUAAAGUCCGGGGGUGCCUCACCAGUUGAACCAGCUUCUGCAGGUGGCGGUGAUGCUGGUACUGCUGGUAUUGCUGGUGGAGAUAGCAACACACCAGCCAAGACCAUCACUCAUAGUUUCAGUACUAACACCAUUCAAGAAGAAGAAGAACCUGAAGAUGAUGAGAUGAACAACACUACUAUGAUGAACACUACAAGCCAAAGCAAUGCUUCUAAAGGCAUUGCUAGUACUGUUUUGGUCGUUGAGGCUCAUGAAGCGUUCGGCGAUAGUGCUACUAAUUUAGAAGUUGUUGCUUCACCAGAAACUAAGAUUGAAAAGGUUUCUGAAAUUGUUAAGGCCAAGGUAUCACCUACAGUGCACAUUGUUAAUGUUGGCACUAGUGCUCCUGUAUCCAGCAACUAA